Messenger RNA from Oncorhynchus nerka (sockeye salmon), 2445 nucleotides. RefSeq names its product phospholipase B domain containing 1a (gene plbd1a). The transcript is spliced from 11 exons. Gene Ontology annotation, molecular function: glycerophospholipase activity. The record is from RefSeq and is a predicted model, not a curated record. Lineage: Eukaryota; Metazoa; Chordata; Actinopteri; Salmoniformes; Salmonidae. Bases 168 to 1775 code for a protein of 535 amino acids.
ACACGUUUGUGAUAAAUUCCCCACCGGCUCCACCAAUAAGGAAACUAUAAACUUGAACCAGACUUUCAGUUCCCUACUGUUUUUAUUUUGUGAAUAGUGUGAUUUAUUCAGGUAACAUUCAUAUCUGUAAAUCACGCAUUUAAGAUCUGUAUUAACUUCAAACAGAAAUGAAGAGGCUGUGUCUUUUGUUUUUUUUCUAUGUUGCUGCGACUUUCGCCAGUGCUGAUGAGAUGAAAGCAGCCACAGUGUACUGGGAUGCUACACAUAAGACUGUACAACUGAAAGAAGGAGUGAUAGAAAAAGAGGGGGAUGCAUAUGGAUACCUCAAUGACAGCCUCUCUCAAACGGGCUGGAGUGUACUGGAGAUCCGUGCAGGGUAUGGGGAGACCCUUGAGCAUGAUGAGGUCACCUACUUCCUUGCAGGAUACUUAGAGGGCUUCCUCACUGCACCGCAAAUGAUUAGUCACUACGCCAACAUGUAUCCCCAGCUGAUCAAGGACCCCAAAGUUUUAGGUCCAGUGGAGCGCUUUAUGGUGAAGCAGGACUCGUGGACCAGGGAGCAGGUGAAACUGAACAGGAGCUCUGAUCCUCUGUGGCACCACACUGGCUUCAUAGUUGCCCAGAUGGACGGACUUCAGGCGGGGGUCGCACACUGGGCCAAGAAACAAGGGAAAGAGCCUUUGUCCCUAUUUGCUGUCCAGUUCCUGAAUGCGGUGGGAGAUCUGCUGGACCUGAUUCCAGCCCUGGUCCCUAGCACUGAGCCUCCUCUCGGAAAUUUCAAAUUACCCGGAAUGGGCCACUGCUCUGCCCUCAUUAAGAUGCUCCCUGGGUUUGAGAACCUGCUGUUUUCCCACUCUAGCUGGUAUACAUACGCUGCCACCAUGCGCAUCUACAAGCACUGGGACUUCCACCUCAGUGAGCCCCACACUGCCACGGGCAAGCUGUCCUUCAGCAGCUACCCAGGCUUCCUGGUGUCUCUGGAUGACUUCUACCUCCUGGGCAGUGGCCUGAUGAUGACCCAGACCACCAACAACGUCUUCAACACGUCCCUCUUCUCCCAGGUCACGCCCCACAGCCUUCUGGCCUGGCAGAGGGUGCGUCUGGCCCACUCCCUGUCACACACUGGGGAGCAGUGGGCCAAUACCUUCUCCAGAUACAACUCUGGCACCUAUAACAACCAGUACAUGAUAGUGGACAUGAGAAAAGUGACCCUGGGCCAUAGUAUAGAGGAUGGGGCUCUGACAGUGGUGGAGCAGAUUCCUGGCCUGGUAGAGUUCUCUGACCAAACUCGGGCCCUGCGCAGGGGUUACUGGCCCUCGUAUAACGUGCCUUUCCACCCAAAGAUCUACACCCUGAGUGGCUAUGGGAAGAUGUGGGAGGAGUACGGGGAUGACUUCUCCUAUGACCUCUGCCCCCGGGCCAAGAUAUUUCGUCGGGACCAGGCUGAGGUUAAGGACCUAGACUCCCUCAAACACAUCAUGAGAUACAACGACUACAAAAAUGACCCCUACUCCAAGGGUGACCCAUGCAAGUCCAUCUGUUGCCGUAAUGACCUGAGGGAGAAAGACCCCAGCCCAGGAGGAUGCUAUGACACCAAGGUGACUGAUUUCCACAUGGCGCAAGAGUUCAGAGCGGAGGCGGUGAACGGUCCCACCACGCAGGGUGACCUCCCUCCCUUCUCCUGGGAGGACUUCAAUAGCACGGCUCACCAGGGUCUGCCAGACCACUACGACUUCCCCUUCAUCAGCAUGCAGCCUGCACUCUUCAUGCCCUGAGAGGUUCCAUAGGGGAGGAGGGAAAAGGUUGGAAGAGUUGCCUAUGGGGUUAGGGUAAUGGUGGAGGGAGGUUAAUGCAGAUAGUAUUAAAGUCUAUCAUCUUUAUUUACAGUCCAAUAUAGUAAAUCAGCCUCGGGGAGAAAUGCUGCAAUAAUGAUCAAGCUUCAAGGAAUUCUUACAUUAUGUGUGUUUUGUCAAUAGCCUACCUACUUUUUUCUUCAUGCACUCAGUUGACCUAUGUCUUGUGACAUUGACUAAGAGUUGCUGCUGUACUGCCGUCAUUUAGACAUAUUUUGAAAGAUGCUGAAUCAAUUUAGAAAAUGAUUGACGCCUGGUUUGUUCGGUGCCAAAUAUUAUGUUUUUAAAUUCAGGUCAAUGACCUAAACCUAGAUUGAAAUUCAGUACCCUUUGUAUUAUAAUCAAAUCCUGAUCUUGAAACUAAUUACAAUCAUGUUGUCAUAUGUUGAAUUCACUAUAUGAUAAUAUCAAUGCAAUUCUCAGGGCUCUUGAUCUCAUGUUUGUUGCAUGGCCUGUUGCUACAGUGGGUGUUUCUAUUUUUAUACAUGGAAGAAUAUCUUUGAACUUUGUACUUGUUUGAUGUCUUGGAAAGCUGCUCUUCAGAAAUGUAUUUUCUAUGAACAUUGUUAAUAAAUUUGAACAGUGCCCAUAA